AGUGUCAAUAUAACGCAUGGUCACAUAUGAUAAGCGACAAUAAGUUUAUACCAGUGUCAGACGAACUUUAUGGCUAUUUGCUGAGGAGCUUUUGUGUUGAACGCUUGAUAGAAUCAUCAUGGUGCGAGCAAGUUGUCUGCUGGCAUGCUGCGUGCUCAUCGCCCUUCUCCUGGUCGUCCCUGCGGCGGCCUUCCCCAGGUAUCCCAGUAACUACUACCGCGACGAUGUCCAAUACGAGCCCGAAGAGAUAAUGGACAUGCUGAACCGACUCGGAAACCUCAUCCAGAUCGAACGCAAAAUGGAAAACUUUAAAGAUGACAUUACUAGCGAGAAGCGUGCCCUAGACCUUGGACUGAGCCGUGGAUACUCCGGCGCGCUCCAAGCCAAGCACCUGAUGGGCCUGGCUGCUGCCAACUACGCCGGUGGACCUGGGAGGAGGCGUAGGGACGCCCACUAAGCCCAAAAGGCGAAACUUUCCUUCUAUGGGAUAUGUUUUUUGUAGUGCACAAUUUUUUUUUUUUACAAAGCAAUGGUGCUUUUUUUUUACUUUAUAUCUUCAUUGGCACGAUGUAGGUGUUUUUAACCAGCUUGAUUAAGGCAAUUUCUUAUCUCCCAUCUGUCUCGCGAACUCGAAAGUUAACCAAUAAGAAAGAAAAAGAAAGAUUACAUUUAUGCCAUGUCAAAAUAGAAGAGAAAGAGCAUUCUAUUAGUUUAAGUGAUGUUCCUAAUUUAUUAUCAGUAUUCAUUAUCUAGUCUACAAUUCAAAAUCCUACUAGUAUAGAUACAAUCUAAUUUAAUAUUUUUAGUUUGUGCUAUAAUAAGGUCUAUUUUAUAACAUACUUAUCUUAGUUGUAAUCCGAGCCAAAAAUUAAUAUUUUUUGUUGCACUAUUUAAAGGUACCUAAUUUAUUAUCAAAAUAAUUUAUUUACAUUGGAGUUUUAACUAAUAUGUAGGUAGUAAUAUAUAUUUUUAUUUUAACAAACAAAAUAUAGUAUCUUUUUGAUGAUAGUGCCCUACGAAAUUUCUUUUGGCUCGAAUUUAGAUAUAUUCUACGGUAGUUAAUGAUCCUAAUUAUUUACUUAAAAUGUAUUUUUAUGCUUACACUGGUAGACACUGGGCGCGAAUUGAUAUUUGGUUCAUAAGUGUACUCGUACAAUGGGGCGCAAAGUAUAGAAUACAUUCGAAUCGUAAAAGUAUAUUGUAGACUUUCUUUGUGGCUACACCUUUACUUUUGUUCUUCGGAAUUUGCUUAACACAUUUAUUAUUAAUAACCAUAUUUUAUUCACGUCAUUCAAUUAGUUUAUUUAUUUAUAAUUGUUAAAGCUAUUUAAUAUUAUCUUUUGACCAAUCAAAAUUUGUGCACUCAAAGACAGACUAUCCUAUCUAGACUAUAUAUCUACAAUAUCUAUAGAUAUCGGCUUAAGAUUAGACGCCUUUAGCUCUUUUGUUCCAUGCUGCAAAGCAAUAUUUUCCAUCUGCUGUAACUACUGGUGUAUCAUAUCAUUUGUAGGAAAUAAUAUGAUUUUUUGCAUAAAAUAUUACCUUAUAAAUUCAAAAUUUAUUUUCUAAAUUGACUGAUUUUGUUGGACAACUGUUGACUGAGACACCAAUUAUAUGGUUAUCGAAAAAUUUCAAUAUUUAUGUAGUAUCAAAAAUGUUGACUUACUUAGCAGUAUUUUAUGACACAAAGUGUUAUAUUUCCUAAAAGAAAUCUAUUGCAAGUUUAAAAACGCUUAAAAUUUUAAUGUAAAUUAGAUAUUCUACUUGUAAGACAGCUUUUCUUUUAUACCUUCAUAAAUCUUAAUAGAUCAGUGUUACUAUUCCUAAAAAUGUAUGUGGCAAAAUUAUCUAGUCAAUAGUAAAUUAAGUGAUAAAUACCUCCUGUCUAGAGUUUAUUGUUAAAAAUAAAGAGAUAUUCAUAUUUA
Molecule: messenger RNA, 1925 nt
Organism: Amyelois transitella
Lineage: Eukaryota; Metazoa; Arthropoda; Insecta; Lepidoptera; Pyralidae
Gene: Dh31
Product: diuretic hormone class 2
Exons: 5
Coding region: 119-457 (112 amino acids)
Biological process (GO): body fluid secretion
Molecular function (GO): diuretic hormone activity; G protein-coupled receptor binding
Source: RefSeq, a predicted model, not a curated record